GCGAAAACGAGUUUGUAAGCGCCAGCAAGCCCUUAUAUAUGAUCAGGAGGGAGGCUAGACUGCGCCUUUCUAUUGGAUGCAAACAUGAACCAAUCAGAAAAGAAUAUGGAGCCCUCCUAAUUUGCAUAUGCCUUACCCCGAGAUGACGUAUGUGAAACUGUAUUCAAUCAAAGGGAGUGAUGCCUGAUCCUUCAUUUGAAUACAAGGCUUACAAAUAUACUUGGUACAGGGCCGCCCGCGUUUCUGUACCGCCAACUAGACAUUAUGCCUGAUCCAUCCAAAUCGGCUCCAGCCCCCAAAAAAGGCUCCAAAAAGGCGGUCACCAAGGCGCAGAAAAAGGAUGGCAAGAAACGCAAACGGGGCCGCAAGGAGAGCUACUCCAUCUACGUGUACAAGGUGCUGAAACAGGUGCAUCCGGACACCGGUAUCUCGUCCAAGGCCAUGGGCAUCAUGAACUCGUUCGUCAACGACAUCUUCGAGCGCAUCGCCAGCGAGGCCUCACGCCUGGCGCAUUACAACAAGCGCUCGACCAUCACGUCCCGCGAGGUGCAGACGGCCGUGCGCUUGCUACUGCCCGGGGAGCUGGCCAAGCAUGCGGUGUCCGAGGGCACUAAGGCAGUCACCAAGUACACCAGCUCCAAGUGAAGCGCGGCGAGAGUGCCCUCAAUUCAAAGGCUCUUUUCAGAGCCACCUAUACAGUCGUUAAAAGGGUCUUUAACACAGUGUGGGUCACUGGUGAUUGCCACGAGCCUGAGGCGUUCCCUGACACUGGGUGCUGCCAAGUCAGAUUUUUAAGUGAGGAAUGUGGGGAUAUGGCUGCUUUUUGCUCUUCCUAAGCAUAGUGUGAACGAGCAGGCAAGGGUCCCUGAGUCCCCUCCCCAACCCUGGAGCUUCGGUGGGCGAGGUCACAGUGCAGUGGUAUUCUGGAUGUGCGCCCCCUUGGUAGCCUCUGAACUUGCGUUCCCGUUAGUAUCUUUUCCAUCUUUUUCUGGAAAAGAGAGGCGUCUUUAUCCUCUGAAAACGGCCAUUCUGGCAUAUGUCAAUAAAUCCUGCACUAGCAGUAUGCUGGAAACCGGGCGGGGGAGGGGGAAGGUGCGGCACACCUCCAUGCCUGUGUGCAGGAGCUAGGAUGUAGCCAGCUUGAGCUGCCAGCAGCAGGUUCAGUGAUUAGGGGAUGGGAGGUGGGAAAGAAUUCCGUUGUUUUGAGCAAGAGUUGCUCAAUAUUCCACACUCAGCAUUUAUUUGGAGAAUGUCAUUUUUAUCGGGAAUGUUUGGGCAGGAAAUCUUAACCUGUGGAAAGAACACCACUUUCCUUGGUUUGGUUUUUAUUUAUGAAAAGAGGAUUCAUGAUUAUUUGAGUUGUAUCACCAGCAGGGGAUACUAUGUAAACUUUAUUUUUUUACCAAGUUGUCAAAGGAGCCCCUCUCAUCUGGACUCAUGCUAAUGGGCAUUUGGGGGGAGGUUAUCUCUGCUGGAAUUUCCUACAGUAGCUGUGCCACCUUCUGCUUUCCAGCUUGGUCCACAUAAAAGGGUUUUUGAUAUCGUCAUGUUUUUAAAAUUAGCAUCUGAGGUAUUUUUAUCCUAAGUUCAAAUAACUGUAAAGAUGCAAAUGACAAAGCAGGAUUUGUUUUUUUUAAAAAAAAUUUUUUUAAAAAAUAAUUCUUUAAAAUAUCUAUUGCUUUAUCAAUUUAACACCAGAGUCAGGUCAAAAUAAUUCUUAAAAAGAUAUUUUAGAUUAUUCUCUCUGAGAAUGUCUCUCUUAUUUUCCUCCUGCCAACAGCAGUUAUAUGUAUAUUACAUUUAACUAUUUGCUGCUUCCAGAAAUGUCUAUUGAAAUUUAAACAUGCCAACCAGGUUAUCUCAGUAUUUUUUAAAAAGGACACAGGGACAGUGGAGAAUCAUUUAAGACAGGAAGCAUUUAGUUUUGGUAAUUAGUGAAACUAGUCUCUCCCUGGGGUUUGAUGAGAGGAGGGGUUGGCUGGAGACUUGAACCUUCGACCUCUUGCAUUAGCUAAGGUUCUCCACUGAACACAGCUCAGCCCUCUUCUGUCCAGCUGCCAGGAUUAUUAUUUCAAAUUCGUUCCUAGGCACAAGCAGUCAGUAUGUGGCAUGUAAAUUACUUUCCUUUGACAUCUUUUCAAAAGAUGGAAAUAAGCACAUAGUAAAGGAAGCCUUGUCAUGACUGCCUUCUCCAAUACAUCUGCUCCUUAGUUAUGAUGGAAACAUGAGCCACGAGGCACCAUCAGAAGCAUCAGAGCUGAGGCUUGUCAACGAACGCGCGCACACACACACACACACACACACACACAGAGAGAGAGAGAGAGAGAGAGAGAGAGAGGGAGAGAGAGAGAGAGAGGGAGGGAGAGAGUCAGAGUCAAGUAGUUGUGCUUUGCUAGUUUCGACUGCACUUAUGUAGAGCAGACUGGUGUGGAGUUCAGAGAUCUCCCUUCUCUGCCUCUUAAGUGCUGUUAUUAAAGGCACGCACCACCACUCUGUCAGUAUUUUUUAAUGGUCUCAAAAAUAGAGGAUUUGAGAGUCAGACAUGGUGGCAUAGUUCUGUAAUGGCAGCAGUUGAGAGGAACAGAGGCGGGUGGAUCUUUGUGUACUCAAGGCCAGUGUGGUCUACAUAUCAGGUUCCAGGCUAUCCAGAGCUUCACAGUGAGACCCUGUCACUAAAUAAAACUCAAACAGGAU
Molecule: messenger RNA, 2694 nt
Organism: Mastomys coucha (southern multimammate mouse)
Lineage: Eukaryota; Metazoa; Chordata; Mammalia; Rodentia; Muridae
Product: histone H2B type 3-B
Exons: 1
Coding region: 265-645 (126 amino acids)
Cellular component (GO): nucleosome
Molecular function (GO): protein heterodimerization activity; DNA binding; structural constituent of chromatin
Source: RefSeq, a predicted model, not a curated record